CAACUUUUUGUCUUCAACUUGACUUUUAUCGCCAGCAAGCAAGCGCUUCAUUGAUUAUCUUCCUUACCACUUCUCAUCAUCAUCAAAUCUAUUAUCAAUCGCGACUUGGGUCUCUCAUCCGUCACAAUGGCGCCCAACCUCUUUAUCUGUCUCCGCAAAGCAUUCUGUCCCGUAUAUUGGUUCCAACGUGGAGAACGCAUCCACGGAUCCAUUCACAAAGAGGAACAUUGGGAGAGCCCUGUUCCUGGUAUCUACAAGUACAUCCCUGGCCGGGGAUGGCACCUCGUCCACAAGGAUGGCAAUGAGUACGAGGAGAAGCUACCGGUACCUCUUGUCUACAGUCGCAUCCUCCACCGCUACAUCUUCGAACACGAGAUGGAGGAGCGCUGCCGCUGGCACUCUGUCCUUAUCCACGAGGGAGCUAAGCCCGAACGACUUCUGUUCUUUCUGUUGGACGAUGGCUACACCUGGGUUGCCGGCUGGGAUGCCAAGGGCAAGUUCAUCCCGGGUCCGUAUCAAAAAUGGCACUACGACUCGGAGGCGCGCACCAUGCGCCGGGAACUGUUCCCUGAGAGUUCGAACGUCUCCCGUGCUAGCGUUGUGCCGAGCAAGUUGACCUGAUCACUCGACAUCGACUGUCUGUCUUGGAAUGUUCGACCAUCGCAUUUUAGUGGCGUCUGCAGCUGGUCUCUACAGCGCACGCGUUGGCCGUUCACGACCGAUUCAAAAUGAAUAUUUCUCUUUCGAGCUAGCGUUCUAGCGUCUUUUUUUCGCUGUGUGUUUGUUUGUUUGCUUUUCGCUUCAUGUGUCACGCAUAACUCGCUUAUGAACUUGCUGGGAUGGCUCUACUGCUUUGAUUGGGUAGAGAACUUGCUUUACAUAGCGACGAAGGCGUUUGGGUCUAGGUUAUAGAUAACCGGAUAGAUGUUUGUUUUCUUCCUUGUUUGCUAUAGAUUCUUUGCCUGCUAGGAAAUUUCGGAGAUACCUUUGUUAGAUACUGUCUGUGUGGUGCGCAGAAUGAAUGAAGAAGGCUGAAAGUGAUUCAUAA
Messenger RNA from Aspergillus homomorphus CBS 101889, 1048 nucleotides. RefSeq lists its product as uncharacterized. The transcript has a single exon. The record is from RefSeq and is a predicted model, not a curated record. Lineage: Eukaryota; Fungi; Ascomycota; Eurotiomycetes; Eurotiales; Aspergillaceae. Bases 127 to 621 code for a protein of 164 amino acids.